AUGGUUGCCCAGCUCGGAGAUCUGUCCAAUGCAACAUACAGCAUCAUUCCCGCAGGAACGAACGGUGGCGCUCAUACUGCCCCUUACCCGCAGUUUGUCGCGUUUGUCGCUGGGGCGGCAAAGAUCACCGUUCCUGGUUCCACCCAAGAAGCCUUUGUCCAUGCUGGCAAAAAUGGGCUGCUUUUCGCCGCGGACACUGCGGCGUUGAGUAGGGGUGGACACGUUACAAUCUUUACGAAGGAAACGUUUCUGAUGCAGGUGCCAACCGCUGGAGGAAUUGUGCCUCCGCACACGGUCCUGUACACAGGCCCGUGUAGGGGGGAUGAACUUAUGAGAUAA
Messenger RNA from Letharia columbiana, 339 nucleotides. RefSeq lists its product as uncharacterized. The transcript has 2 exons. The coding region runs from base 1 to 339 and encodes 112 amino acids. NCBI's taxonomy places the organism in Eukaryota, Fungi, Ascomycota, Lecanoromycetes, Lecanorales, Parmeliaceae. The record is from RefSeq and is a predicted model, not a curated record.